Anarrhichthys ocellatus (wolf-eel) is the source of this 4183-nucleotide messenger RNA. RefSeq names its product netrin 1b (gene ntn1b). Gene Ontology annotation, molecular function: protein binding. Gene Ontology annotation, biological process: tissue development; motor neuron axon guidance; dendrite development. The transcript is spliced from 7 exons. The coding region runs from base 305 to 2107 and encodes 600 amino acids. Gene Ontology annotation, cellular component: basement membrane. The record is from RefSeq and is a predicted model, not a curated record. Lineage: Eukaryota; Metazoa; Chordata; Actinopteri; Perciformes; Anarhichadidae.
UGGGACAGACAGAGAUAGAGGUGGGCAGAGGUGUGACUGAGAGGACAGGCAGAGGGACACUCGGAGCCAGCUGGGCUUUUGCCAUUUCUUAUUUAUAUUUAGGGAAUAUCAAAGAAGGGUGUGGGGGGGAGGUGAAAGGCUGAAGAACUAUAGCGGCAGUUUUUUUUUGGCGUGCGUAAACGGGAUAGGUUGUUCUCCACAUUCUUAGGAGUUGCGCUUCACUUUCAGACUGAGCGGUUUAUUUGGAGGCAGUGUCCUGGGUUUCUCUGCCUCCGCGCGGGUCCCCUGCGGUGCACGGAUUACAAUGCAAAGGAUUUUGGAGGUUUGGGUCACCUUGGUGACGGUCACGGCGCUGACCGAGGGGGUCUUCGGAGGGUACGGGCUGAGCAUGUUUGCCGCGCAGUCCUCCCCGCCGGACCCGUGCUACGACGAGAACGCCAACCCUCGGAGGUGCAUCCCGGACUUCGUCAACUCCGCUUUCGGCAAGGACGUGCGCGUGUCCAGCACCUGCGGCGGCCCCGCCGCCAGGUACUGCGUGGUGGCCGAGAAGGAAGAGGAGCGGACGAGGGACUGUCACACGUGCGACGCCGCGGACCCCAAGAAGUCCCAUCCACCCGCGUACCUGACGGACCUCAACAACCCGCACAACCUCACGUGCUGGCAGUCGGAGAACUACGCGCAGUUCCCGCAGAACGUCACGCUCACCCUGUCGCUGGGCAAGAAGUUCGAGGUGACCUACGUGAGCCUGCAGUUCUGCUCGCCUCGACCCGAGUCGAUGGCCAUCUACAAGUCCAUGGACUACGGAAAGACGUGGGUGCCGUUCCAGUACUACUCGACCCAGUGCAAGAAAAUGUACAACAGGCAGAACAAGGCCGCGAUCACCAAGCAGAACGAGCAAGAGGCCAUCUGCACGGACUCCCACACGGACAUGCACCCUCUGACGGGCGGGCUCAUCGCCUUCAGCACCCUGGACGGCAGGCCGUCGGCGCACGACUUCGACAACUCCCCUGUGCUGCAGGACUGGGUGACGGCCACCGACAUCAAGGUGAUCUUCAGCCGGCUGCACACGUUCGGAGACGAGAACGAGGACGACUCCGAGCUGGCCCGCGACUCCUACUUUUACGCCGUGUCUGACCUGCAGGUCGGGGGACGGUGCAAGUGCAACGGGCACGCGUCGAAGUGCGUCAAGGACAGAGAGGGGAACCUGGUGUGCGAGUGCAAGCACAACACGGCGGGACCGGAGUGCGACAGGUGCAAGCCCUUCCACUACGACCGGCCGUGGCAGCGCGCCACGGCGCGGGAGGCCAACGAGUGCGUCGCCUGCCACUGCAACCUACAUGCCCGCCGCUGUCGUUUCAACAUGGAGCUGUACAAGCUGUCAGGCCGGAGAAGUGGCGGGGUCUGCCUCAACUGCCGUCACAACACGGCCGGACGCCACUGCCAUUACUGCAAGGAGGGUUACUACAGGGACAUGACCAAGUCCAUCUCUCACCGGAGGGCUUGCAAAGCAUGUGACUGCCAUCCAGUCGGAGCAGCGGGGAAGACGUGUAACCAGACGACGGGCCAAUGCCCCUGCAAGGACGGUGUGACGGGAAUCACCUGUAACCGCUGUGCCAAGGGCUACCAGCAGAGCCGCUCCCCCAUCGCCCCCUGCAUCAAGAUCCCAGUUGCAUCUCCUACGGCAACUUACACCAGCUACGAGGAGCCGUCAGACUGCGAGUCUCACUGUAAAGCCUCCAAGGGAAAGAUGAAGAUCACUAUGAAGAAGUACUGUAAAAAAGACUACGCUGUCCAAGUGCACGUGCUGAAAGGAGACAAGGCGGGCGAGUGGUGGAAGUUCACCGUCAACAUCAUUUCCGUCUACAAACAAGGCGAGCACCGCAUCCGCCGCGGCGACCAGCUGCUGUGGGUGCGCGCCAAGGACGUGGCCUGCAAAUGCCCCAAGAUCAAGCCCGGGAGGAAGUACCUGCUCCUGGGUACGGACGACGAUUCCCCCGGGCAGGGCGGCGUGGUGGCGGACAAGGGGAGCCUGCUCAUCCCUUGGAAGGACCUGUGGGGCCGCCGGCUGAGGAAGUUCCAGCAGCGCGACAAGAGGGGAAAGUGCUAAAAGUUGCUGGAGGGGAGCGAGAGAUUGAAGGGAGAGCUUGAGGGAGGAAGUGGAGGCGAAACAGCAUCUCCGCUGGGAUGAAUGCGAGGAGAGGAUGAAUGAAAAAAAAUAUAAAUAAACUGGAAGAAUAACAAGAUAGAAAGACACAGGUGAAAAGUAGAGGAGAUGGGGGAAUGACUGAGUGCUGCUGCUCUGAGUUGGAGCGAAGAGAUUAGUGUUUUUUGUUUUUGUUUUUUAGGAACAUUUUGUGAAGGAGCUCGUUCUACAGUUGUUCUGUUUCUGUUCGUCUUUGGAGGUUCGUUUUGUCGUGUAAUUGCAGAGUUUGCACCUAACGUUGCAGAUACGUCACACCCUGACUAUUUUACCCAUGAUGCCGUUGUUUUUUUUUAAAAGUCCCUUUAGUGAGUUGUUUUAAAGAGCAAUGCAUCUACUGUAUCACUCUUUCUUGUAUUUUAAGAGGAUCUAUCUCCACUGUGCCGUGUAAAGCAUCGUCUAGUUGAAUGAAGAGACUUUGUCGUGGCGUUGAGGGACUCCACUCCUGUAUUAUAAGUUGCUCCUGUAACCUGCCAAACUUUGGAUAAGCUCUGUCAACAUCUAAAAGUGAAAAGAAAAAAAAAUUGUGGAUUUACUCUGUGGGAAACAUAACCGGUGCCAUCUUCCCUGCUGACAUGCGAGGGUCGCCUCAGAGAAACAACUUGGGUUCAAUACUGCUCCCUCUGCAGUAUUGAUCCCGUCUCUGCUCGGCGCUUAUCGAUAUAUAUAUAUAUAUCAAGUAACCAUACGUGCGUACGUAGACAUUAUUCUUAGUAGAUGAUGCCAUAGCAUCGGCUAGAUGUAGAGUAGACGUGUCAACCAUGCACUUAUUUUUACUAGUUUUAGAACAUAUGAGAUAUGUUCACAAAGAAAAGAAAUCCCAUACUGUAACAUAUGAUGCACACAAAAAAUCAACAACUGUACAGUUCAAACCCUGCUUGCCUCACUGAUGAGGCAACUACAGUUAAGAAUAGCGUUUAUUCUCUAACAAAGGCCUAAAUGUAAGUCGGACGUCCCAAACAUUUGCAAAUGAGAGAACGGAAGAAGUGAAGCAUCUCACUUUGUCUGAAAAAGAAAAAAGAAAAGAAGCGAAUACCGACCUAUCAAGCAACACAGACUCAAUGCAUGCUCACCGUUUACUGUAGCUGACUGCAAGCUAACAAUGAUUGUGAAUUAUGUACACAUGUGAUUUGUACACAGUAUUCAAUGUUGUGGGAGGAUAACCUGUGGAGUGAUGAAAUAUCACAGAUGUUUAUUGUGCCGUGCGGUUCAGCGCGCCGCGUCGAAUGUUCCCUCAUAGCGACCUCUCUGAGGACUGGAUUCCACUAUCAAGACUUGGUACUCGACAUAAAGGCACGAGCGAUUGUCUGCGUGUUAUAUAGCUGUAUAGUAUUACCUUUUUUUAAUUAUUUUUUUGGUAAACAUUAACUAGAUCUAUCUCCAUGUGAACUUAACCAGAGUUUUUAAAUACUAGAGGCUUAAUAAAUGAAUGUCGGAGAAAUGUCUCAUGUUUACGUGAGAACCCAGAGGAUCACACUAUGACUCGGCUUAUGCACACACACAGUACAGAAACACACACACACAGACACACAAAUACAAGGGUACACCUCAGUACUCUGUGCAUCAUACUGUAUGUAUUUGAAACGCACUUAUAGUCUCUGCCAACACAUCUGUACCGACUGUUUAUUUUAUUGCUUUCAGAACGGUAACCACCAGACUCCAUGAAUAUUAUACCUGAAUAAUUAUCUGCUCGUGUUUAUACCUCGGCUUGUAAAUGUUGUUUAGCAGUGUCCAUUGCAAAUGGUUGUGUAAUGUCUUGUAAUACUAAUAUAUUAUGUUUAUCACAAAUGAAUAUAUUUAAUGACACAUGAGAACAAUGUGGCUUUUGUGGUUUUUACGUUUAUUUUUUACUUUUUUUUGCAUUGAAUUGUAGCUGGCUGUGAUGAAAAGUAUUGAUACGUGUUUGGCUAUUGAACAGCCCGAUAGAACUGAAAAAUUAAUUCAUCUGAAAUAAAGCUGUGUAAACAAAACAAAUCAAAAAAA